AUGAUAGAAGAUAAUUUAAACGACAAAUGUUAUAAUUUAUUUAUAAAUGAGGAUGAAGGUUGUAUUUACUUAAAUAAAGAAAAUCACAUCAGAAGGAAUCGCGAAAAUAUGUCUCAUACAGAAUCUACUAAUUAUUACACUGUUAAGGAGUUAAAAGAGAGAAAAAUUAACAUGGAACCAUGCAGAAUUGGUGGAAGCAAUCCAAGCAAUCAAUACGACUCAGAUUGCUCUCGUUCAAACAGUUUGCAGAAUAAUAGCACGGAAGAGAAGAAAAAGGAAGAGCAGAAUAAGAACUGUUGCGCUAACGGGCAAUGUGAAGAACACAAACAGAAUAGCAAUUCUACUACAAAAAAAAAAAAGAAUUCUGUUAAAAGACACUUUGUAGACUCAAAUAAAAAUAAUAAAAGAUUUAAACGUAAAGAUAGUAGUACAUUUGAAAGUAAAUUCAAUAUAAGCGCUAAUACCAGUUCUCAGUUACGUUCAGGAAAUACUUUUGCUUUAAGCGAAACUCUGAAGAAUGAUAUUAUAAAUAUAAAACAAGAAAAAAUCGAAAAAGAAAAAUUAAUCCAUAUUAAUCAAAGAAUUGAUAAUAUAUCUUUUAUUAAUAAUGCGAAUAGUGCAAAAGAAAUUUUAUUAAAAAAGGAUGAUUAUAAAAAGAACACAGGUGCACAAUUAGAAAAGAGCAAUAAAUUCAUCAAUAAAAAUAGUAAAUGUUUUAGUUUAAGAAAAUAUUCUGAUCAAAAUAAAUCAUUUAAAUGUAACAAAAUUCUUAAUUAUGCUAAAUGCCAAUUGUCAGACAGCUCCUCGGAUUACCACAACAUGUUUUCCACAAUAUUUAUUCCUAACAAAAAUUACUUCAAUUAUAAUGCAGCAAAUGGUUUGACCACGAACACACAUAACAGAAGGUCAAUCGUACCUUAUAGUAAUAAAUGGAACAUUCAUGGGUGCACAGAGUCAGCCAAGAAACAGAGCAAUUCCACAAGGUUUGACGGUACUGGUAGGUUUGACUCUACUAGUAAUGUUAGCGUAAGCAGUAGUAGGAGCAGUAGUAGCGGCAGUGGUAGAACAGCUACCAGUGUGAGAAGGCACAAAACGUACUAUGAUACGGAAGGCACGUUUUUAAAUGUGAACAACAUAAUAUAUAAUGAUCAGUUGGGUAUAGACAAAAAGAAUUUCUCAAGUAAUAGCUGCAGCAUCAUCGGAAGGGGGAACAAUGAUGACGACAUUCCAUAUGAUAGAGACGAAGACAUAAUAGAUAAGGUUAAUUUAGAUAUAUCUAGGAAUAAUAGAACUACUGAAAGAAAGAACAAAGAACGUAAUAAAUAUAAGAAGAAUUUAUUUAAUAUUAAAGAAGUUAUAGAUACAACUGUCCUAACUAAUUUCAUCGAAUGUGUUAACAAGCAGUCUGACAUUAAUAAAAUAAAUUCUAGCGUUAAAAUAUUUAGUGAAGAAAAAAAUGGUAUCAUAAAUUAUAGCACAAAUGAUACUACAAAUGAUAAAAGCGUAAUUGAUCUAUGUCAUAUAUGCUGCUCAUGGGGUGAAGAGGGGGAUAUAGCGAAGUACGAAGCAAAGCACGAAGCAAAGCACGAAGCAAAAAAAGAAGUAAAGCAAGCAGAAAUGAAGAACGAAAGUAGCCGUGAAAAUAUCAGAAUUCACUAUGAAGUUCGUUAUAUCAAUGAUAACGAAGAAAACAAAAAUGUAAAAUUUAAGAAUGUCCAUGUAAAUAAUCAUAAAUAUGUUUCGGAAACACAUAAAAAUGAGGGCACACACAGAUAUAACAAUUUAGAGUGCAGUGAAAAUAAGAAAAACUGUAACACAAACGAAAAUACUACUUCACUGAGGAGUGGUCUCAAUUUAAGCAGUUCAUUAAGUGAACGCACUUGUAAGGAGAAUAAUAUUUUGUCUUCACAGGAUAUUUUUAAAAAUUCAUAUGAUGAUCAGUCAGGAAGAUAUAACCUCAUUGACACUACUUGUGAACAAAAGUGCAAACAUAGAAUAACAAAUAUUGAAACUAAGGAAAAAGCUAAACCGUUCGAAAUUAUGAAAGAUAAAUUAAAUGAAAAUUUAUUUCUAAAUUAUAAAUAUGACAAGAAUUCUAUACCUGAAAUGAAAGAUGACCUAAGCUCAUUUUUUAAGAACUUUAAAUAUAGUAACAAUAUUGAUAAAAAAGAAUUUGAAAAAUGCAAAUAUUGUGUGUUGCAUAUUUUGAAUCAAGAAAGGAUCAAUGAAUUGUCUUCAAAUAACUCCACUAAGACAAUUUUCAGUCCCGUUCUAAAGGCUUAUCGUUGCUUCAGUGUUAACUCGAAUACUGGAGUGGAUGAUCUUGCAAAAGGUAAAGCAUGUAAAGCUGCGAGUGAUGAGACAAGUAAAGCUUCAGACGAUGAAAUUAGUAAAACCGCAAAGGGUAAAGCAAGAAAAACUGAAGAAAAUGCACAAACUGAAGAAAAUGCACAAACUGAAGAAAAUGCACAAAAUGAAGAAAAUGCACAAACUGAAGAAAAUGCACAAACUGAAGAAAAUGCACAAAAUGAAGAAAAUGCACAAAAUAAAGAAAAUGCACAAAAUAAAGAAAAUGCACAAAAUAAAGAAAAUGCACAAAAUGCAAAAACUCAAAUUAAUGUGCCGAAUAAUUCAAAUAUCUUAAGCAGUAACACAGAUAUAUUUUAUAACAUCAAGGGUAUUUCGCACAUUGGUGAUAUGUCAAAAAAUUUCAAAGAAAAUUACGAGUCUUUGAAAAAUUAUUUGAAUAUUUUAAAUAGUACAAAUCCGAGUGUAAAUGAUUAUUUACUUAAUCUUUAUUGCUAUACAUAUAUAAGACACUAUACAUUGAAUAAUAACGCAUUAUUAUACCCUAAUAGUUUGAAUAGUACAGUACAAAAUAAAGAGUCAAAGAAAGAAGAAAAUACAUUUAAUUGUGAACAAACUUUAAUUGAUGUAGACAAAUAUCACAGUAGUAAUGCAAACAAUUAUUUUCAAGAUGUUAUUUCCUCAGACGUUAUGUUAAAUAGUAAUUCAUUUAGUAGUAAUAAAAAUCUUUUUAAUAAUUUCUGUAAAAGUGUUACUUGUAAUGACAUGGCAAAUUCUCAAAAUAUAAAUUAUAAUAAUGUAUCAGUAAAUUCAAAUAACAACAGUCAUAGUGUUAAUAAUAUUUCUGUUUCGAAUGAUGAAAACAACGAAAUUAGAAAAAUUCUUUAUAGAUACUAUAACUAUUUGAAACUAAAAAAUUAUAUUAUUCCAUAUAAUAUUUAUAACAAUUCAAGUACAGUGCCCCCCAGAGAAAGUAACACAAGUAAUGAUAACAUCUCUUGUAGCAACUACAUUAAAGAAACUAAAGAUCUCAUAAAUAUUUCCUAUAACUUUAUUAAAGAGCAUAAAAAUGCACACAAUAAUGUAAUGUUUGAUCAUUUUUGCAACUUUCAUAAAAAAGAAUUAAAUGAAAAAAAUAGUAUAUUUUUAAGUAGGAGUAACAAAGAUACUGUGACAAACUUUAAUGUUCGUGCACCACAUUAUGAAGAUUAUACUUCCAGUUUAAAUAGUACGAAUAAUCAUAACUGCAGCAAUAGCGCUAGUAGCACCGGUAACAGCACCGUUAAUGGUACCGCUAAUGAUACCGUUAACGAUACUGCUAAUGAUACCGUUAAUGGUACCGUUAAUAGUACCGCUAAUGAUACCGCUAAUGAUACCGCUAACGAUACUGCUAAUGAUACCGUUAAUGGUAUCGCUAAUGGUACCUCUAAUGGUACCGCUAAUGGUACCGCUAAUGGUACCGAUAAUAGUACUGCUAAUAGUACGCGUAAUAAUACUCAUAUUAAUAAACGCAGUAAUAUGCAACAUAACAAAGGUUGUAAUAUUAAUUAUUUUUAUUUAUUAAAAAAUAUAAUAGAAAAUCUAAACAGAGAAGAACUGCAAAAACUAAUGAUAUGUCAGUGUUGUUACAUGUUAAAAAAAAUAGAAAAAAAAAUGACCCCCAUCGACGUUAUUUUAGAUACCCAAAUAUUAUAUCAUGACUGUAAUAAUUAUUUCAAAAAUAAAGGUUGGAUAGAUAAUGACAUUUCAGAAAGAGAUAAAAAUACGGAUACCCUCAAUUUUGAAAAAUGUAAUGUUUUCACUCUUAGUGACAACAAAUGUAUGAAGACAAGAAACUUUUUUACGAAUCAUAUGUUAAAAUAUUUUCAUAAUAUGGCGGAAAAUAUGAAUGAUCCUUACAUAAAUCAUACUAAUAAUAAUGUCAUCACGCAUGCAAAGGGUGUCAACUGUAAUGAAGAUAUAUUAUGUACAAUUCAGAAUAAUCAAAAUAUACAUUUUUGUAAUUUUGAAAACCAUGAAAUAUCUAGAACAUCCACAGCGGCAUCUAUUAUUUAUAAAAGCAAUAGUGUAAUAGCAACUGAACAAAGGACACAGCAGAAAAUUAAUGAUAUGUAUGGAAAAAUAAACGAUAAAAUACAAAACGGUAAUAGUAACAGUAAUAGUAACAGUAAUAGUAACAGUAAUAGUAACAGUAAUAGUAACAGUAAUAGUAACAGUAAUAGUAAUAGCGCUUGCAACAGCAGUGGUAAUAGUAACAUUAAAAAUAAUAGCAAUAGUAGCAAUAAUAGUAGUAAUAACAGUAACAAUUAUAAUAAUAACUGUAAUAACAAUAAUGUAAAUAAUAAAACUGGAAAGGAUGAAAUUUAUGGUAAGGACCAAAAUAAUAGGUGCUUUAAAACUUCAUAUAUAGUAGUACAGAACAAAACAACAUGA
This is a messenger RNA of Plasmodium malariae, 4740 nucleotides long. RefSeq names its product conserved Plasmodium protein, unknown function. Lineage: Eukaryota; Apicomplexa; Aconoidasida; Haemosporida; Plasmodiidae. The coding region runs from base 1 to 4740 and encodes 1579 amino acids. The transcript has a single exon. The record is from RefSeq and is a predicted model, not a curated record.